ACUACAAAAAGGAAGGACUGGGUUAGCUAACUAUGCUAAUAAUGCUAAAGCCUUUUUGAAGCUGACACAAGCCACACAUGACAACAACUGUAGGUAAUGUCGUUGUCUCACAAACAGAAGCGGGUGUGGAAAUACGUGGAUGAGGGUCGUUUGCUGAAGCUGAAGUCGUACCUGCGGAAGCACCGCGACCUGGAUGUGAACUUCUCCCAGGGCAGGAGGCAGAGGAGCCCGCUGCAUCUGGCCUGCUGCCGGGGAGACGACGCUGUUGUGCGGCUGCUGCUGAAACACGGAGCCGAUGUUCUCCAGAGGGACCGGAGAGGAGACACCGCGCUACAUGUAGCUGCUAACAGGGCUCUGAAACACGGGAAAACAGCCUUUGAUGACCUGGUUGUGCCUCUCAGAGAGAGCUGUCCAGAAGCUACAAACACUUCAAACAGUGCUGGAGUCACACCUCAGGACCUGCUGAACUGGAUGAAAAACAAAGAGACUGCAGCGAACAUGAGCCGUCCACCUGAAGUGGACCCUGAGAGAGAGUGGAUGGAGAAGCUGUUUGGUGAAUGCGAGGAUGAAUUCUGUGAAACAUUUGGAGUUUAUGACGCUGAUGAUUUUCUUCCUGUUGAUGACGAUGAGGAAGACUUUGGGGACUGGGCUGAUCGUAUUAGAAAAGAGUAUUUUGAUAAAAAACACGCAGAAGCUCAACGACUGGCAGCGUCGUCUUCUGGGUGGAAAAAGAGGAAGAGUAAAGAAGAGAGAGAGCGAGAAGAGCAAAGCAACAAGGAGCUGCACGAAAGGCUGCAGAGGGAACAUGAGGAGUAUCUGGCACGAGCAGCGCGUAAAGAGGAAGAGACUCGGCAGGGCAAGAAGCGCCGAUACGAUGAAAGGUGCGCAGCUACUUUCCAAGGUGGUUCUUCAGAAGGCAGCAAAAAGCUGAGCUACAGUGACAUCCCGUGGCCAGCGCCGCAAGGGACGGUGCAGGAGAUGGUGGAUGUGAUGCUGCACGGCGUGGACAGAAAGGACGUGCCGCUGUUUCGUAAAUUGCUACGUAAACAGCAAGCGCUGUGGCAUCCUGAUAAAUUCGCUCAGCGAUGUGAAGCUCGGUUAGAAGAGAAGGACAAGCAACGGAUCCUGGACACAGUCACGGCUCUGUCGCAGGAGCUCAACAGACUGGCUCAAGGUCUGAGGACUUAAAAGUGACAAUAUAAUCAUCUCAUGAACUUCAGAUAAAGAAACAAACAAAAUACAUUUUUGCUCAAAAACAAGGACUGUGGAUUUUGUCCCCCAUCACUUACAUUGUA
Thunnus maccoyii (southern bluefin tuna) is the source of this 1295-nucleotide messenger RNA. It is a transcript of the gene nfkbil1, whose product is annotated as nuclear factor of kappa light polypeptide gene enhancer in B-cells inhibitor-like 1. Gene Ontology annotation, biological process: canonical NF-kappaB signal transduction. NCBI's taxonomy places the organism in Eukaryota, Metazoa, Chordata, Actinopteri, Scombriformes, Scombridae. The record is from RefSeq and is a predicted model, not a curated record. Bases 97 to 1188 code for a protein of 363 amino acids. Gene Ontology annotation, molecular function: protein binding. The transcript is spliced from 4 exons.